Molecule: messenger RNA, 3848 nt
Organism: Paramecium tetraurelia
Lineage: Eukaryota; Ciliophora; Oligohymenophorea; Peniculida; Parameciidae
Exons: 5
Cellular component (GO): cytosol; intracellular membrane-bounded organelle; membrane
Molecular function (GO): sterol binding
Source: RefSeq, a predicted model, not a curated record
AUGGAUUUUGAUUUUAUUGAAGCUCAAAACUCAUUUUAGUUCCUCUAGGAGUAAAAAAAGUUACCAAUAAAGAUUUCCCAUAAGUUAGAGCUGCUUUUGGAGUGCUUCAAUAACUAAGAUAUUGAUACUUCAGUUUUCCAUUCAUUAGAAUUAGAAGAGUGUUAAGCAUUGAUGAAGUUGAAUAAACAUGCUUAAAAGGAUAUGUUUAUGUAAAUCAUUAAAGGAUUAGCGUAUGAAAACAUGAUUCCAUCUGCUAUUGGAGAAAUCAAAGGGAUUAUUGAUAUUAGAACAAAAGUGUUGAAAAAUUGGAAAUAAAAAUAGUUUAAGAUAGACUCUAAAUAAAGAACCUUUGAAAUAUUGAGAAAAAAGAGCAGUAAGAAGAAACCACGAAUAAUCUACCUCUAAUUUUACACUGUUUAGCCCUAAGAAUUCAAAGAUAAGCGUUAUCGAUUCGUUAUUCUAGCCAAUUCUGAAGGUCAUGGUUAUUACAAAACAUUGGUCUGUGGAUCAGAUGAUAAAGCACUCUAUGACAAAGUGAUACAAGCACUUAAAACUAUAUCAUAGUUUUCAGAUCAUGUAAUGAGGGGAUCAAUCUUACUUGAAUCGAAUGAUUUUAAUCACUCUAGAAUUAAUACAAACUAAUAAUCUUUCAUUACAACUAGGCAGGAUAUGAAAUUAGUGACUUAAUCAGAAAUUAUUCCGCAAAAGUAAAAUACCAAUGUUAAAAUUACUAAAUAACUCGAAUCAGAUAUAAAGCAAAAUCAAUUAUAAUUAGAAAAAUAGAAGUAAUAAAAUGUAUAGCAACAAUCGAAUGUUAGUUAACAAUUUUUAUAGAAUGAUUCUCCAGCGAAAUAAUAACAAUAAAGCAUAAAUACUUAAUAAUAAUAUUCAUAACCUGUUCUUAACAAUUAGAAACAGAAUCAAUAAUAACAAUAUCUAUAAUUAUCCCAAUAAUUUAUUUAAGAGUAAUAAUAAUAAUAGUCAUCACAACAAUAUCCAUAACAAUAAUUACAAUAUUUGUAAUAAUAGUAACCUUUAUAGCAACAAUAAUAAUAUUAAUUAUCAUUGUAAUAAUAGGAAUAGUAAUAGUAGUAAUAGUAGUAAUAGUAGUAAUAGUAGUAAUAGUAGUAAUAGUAGUAAUAGUAGUAAUAGUAGUAAUAGUAGUAAUAGUAGUAAUAGUAGUAAUAGUAGUAAUAGUAGUAAUAGUAGUAAUAGUAGUAAUAGUAGUAAUAGUAGUAAUAGUAAUAGUAAUAGUAGUAAUAGUAAUAGUAGUAAUAACAAUAACAAUAACAAUAACAGUAUGAAUAAUAAUUAUUGUAAUAAUAGGAAUCGUAAAAAUAUCGAGAGGAAUAACAUAAAUUAAUAUAAGAAAGAUUAUUUUAAGAAUAUUAAAUUGAGUAGUAAAGACGAUAAUAAGAAUUAUUAAAUUAAUAAUUGUUGGAAAACGAGCCCGAAUCAAAAUAAAAGAACUAUCCUGUUUUAUUCAAAAAUGAAUUGAAGUAUCCAUAAGUUUUUCAGUUGCUAUUUGAAGAGGGCAAAUUUCAUUAAGAUUAUUUUGUUUAAUCAACGAAAUAAUUUACUCAAGUUUAUUCUAAAGAUGGAGUAUAAAUUUUAAAGGACUAAAAUAAUUCCCUCUGUUUCAGAUCAUCAUUAACCAUUUAUAAUGGAGAUAUCGAAAAGGUAUUUUAAUGUUUAGCUGAGAUUGACUUUGUAAAAAAAUGGAAUGCUGUUAUCAAUCCUAAGGAAACUAAAUUAUUAAAUAUGAUGUAGAGUGAGAAUUGCGGAAUAAUUUAUGAAAGACAUAAACAAUAUGGUUUACUUUAUUUGCCGAGGGAUUUUGUUUACCUUAGAUAUGUUACAUAUAGAGGAGAUGACAUUCUGAUUGUGGAUAAAUCAAUAGAGAAUGAAGACGCUCCACCAUAUGUGAAAGUGAUAAGAGGGGAAAUUAAUUACUAAAUAAUAGAGAUUGUCAAAAAUGAGAAUAAUAUCAUAGUAAGAAUUGAAUCGGAAAUGACAAAUGGUGGUCUAUCAUCUGUAAAUUAAGACAGUGCGAUCACUUAAUGGUAUUUAAGUGAACUUUCACAUUUUUAGCAAUUUUUAAAGACAUACUCUGCUGUUAAAGAAAUAAUACAAUCUCCUUUUUUACAAGUUUUAAGCAAUACAAAAGUAAAUAAAUAAAAGGAAAAUAUAAUAAUCGAUUAAGGAGCAUCUAGUUUUCCCAACUAAGAAUUAAUUUACUCUCCAUAAAAAAUAUAAUAAUCACUAAAUGUUUAACAAUAAGAAUAUUUGAGCAUUCCAUAGCAAUAAUAAUUCUUUAAAUAAGAAGUCUACUAACCUUCUCCUGUAACUGUUGUUUAUGAAGAAUAGUUCAAGUUUGAUACAUUAAAUGAUACUCAUGCUAUAACUUUAGAUUAGCUCCCUAUAAUUGCUACAGUGCCAGAAACUGUACCAGUGAUCAUUGAAAAUAAUAAUGAGAUAUAAUAAUAUAAUAAAGAUAUAGAAGAUGCCGAUUUAAGUAAUUACACUCCGAGUGAUUUCAUUUAAUAGACACUACCAGAAUUAUCAGAUAAGGAGACUGGUUAAGUGAAACAAAUGAUAAAAAAUAUUGAGCAAGGUAUUUAUGAUUACACUGCUAAUUGUAUCACUCAUAAGUAUGUUAAUGAACCUUAGAAGGUCAAAGAUGAAUAUAUUAAUUAGAUUAACGAAGGACAUUACUUUUUAAGAUAAGAUUGGAAAAGAGAUAUGAAACAUGGGGGAAUGAUUUUUUAUAAUUAGAAGAAGAUAGAGGCUUAAAAAAGGGUUAUUAAAUUUAUGUUAAAAUCAAUAGGAUCAAAUCUAUUAUCUGGUAAGUCAAUCUUAAAUAUCUCAUUGCCUGUAGAAGUAUUUGAAAGCAGAUCUAAUUUAGAGAGGUUUUGUUAUUCAUUUACUUUUGCUCCUUAAAUCUUAGAAAAGGCAGCUAAAAUUGAUAAUAUAAUUGAAUAAAUGAAGUAUACAAUCGCAUUUGGAUGCAGUUCAAUUAUAAUGUAUAUGUCCCUGGAGAAACCAUUCAAUCCUAUUUUGGGAGAAACUUAUUAAGGCUUCAUCAAUGGAUGCCCGGUUUAUGCUGAGUAGGUGAGUCAUCAUCCCCCAAUAAGUGCAUUUUAAUUGAAAGGUAGGGGCUACGAUAUUGAUGGGCAUAUUGAAUCUGCAGCCAGUAUGCAUGCAAAUAGUGUUACCGGAAAAGACAUUGGAUUUAUAAGAGUGACAUACCACAAUACGAGAUCAAAGCAAAUCUUUAUUCAAUGUCCAGGAGUAUUAACUGGAACUGCAUUUGGAACAAGAAUAUUUAAUAUUAAUGGAAGAUCAUAUACAAUUGACUUGGAAAACAAUUUAAUUGCAGAUAUGGCAUUUAAUCCUGGCAGCAAGAAUGUAUUCAAUAAGAAAGAUUUAUUGCAAGACUAAUUUAUUGGCUAUUUAUACAAAGUAAAACCUGGAGUAUUAAAUAAAUAUAAAAAAGAAGGAUAUGCAAAAUAUUCUGGAAUUGAUUUUGACAAGGAUGUUGAAUAAAGAUUUUUUUCCAUAAAUGGUGUUUGGAAUUAAAUGGUCGAAUUUGAUGGAAUUAAAUUAUUUGAUACACUUGAGAUGAAUCCGCAUGUGAUGGUUAAUCACCCAUGUCCUUUGCCAUCAGACUCAAAUUUCAGAUUGGAUAUUCUUUACUGGAAAUUGAGGGACUUUAAUAAUUCUCAAAGAACUAAGGAGAUCUAUGAAGUUAAAUAAAGAAACGAUAGAAAAUGCAGAGAGAAACUUACAGGAAAGAAACAUUGAGAUUUUGUAUUGUAUAAUUUUAAUAUAAAUAUUUUGCUCUUGAA